This is a messenger RNA of Parnassius apollo (apollo), 230 nucleotides long. Lineage: Eukaryota; Metazoa; Arthropoda; Insecta; Lepidoptera; Papilionidae. The record is from the annotation of a GenBank genome assembly.
UAGACAUAGAUGUUAAUGAAGAUGUUGAAAAGGCUGCAACAGAAGAUGCUAAUGCUGAAGAAGAAGAUACAGUAGAUGAAGACGGUACUCGUGAAGUUUUGAAAGUAGACGUUGCUCCUUUCAAGGCCUCCCAAGAUGUUAAGGCAGAAACAAGACCGCAGCGAGGUGACGGUGAAACAUGGAGGGGCAAUCGGCGAUCGACGCAUUCUACAAAAGAAGACGGAGAGUAA